AUGGUCCAGAUCACCCCACUGACUGGCAGCCCCUCCCCACAACCGCAUGGAGACGGACAGGGCAGCGGGUCUGCACAUGGAGGUUACUACAAUGUUUUUUCACGUCUCAGCUUGAACCUCUUCCCCCCCCCCCCCCCUCCCCCCCCACCUCCUCUCCCCUCUUUUCUUGAUUUGUAUGUGUGUGUAUGUGGGUGGGUGUUUGUGUGUGUGUGCGUGUGUAUGCGUGCGUGUAUGUGUGCAUAUGUGUGUGUGUGUGUGUGUGUGCGUGCGUGCGUGUGUGUGUGUGUGUGUGUGUGUGUGGAAGAAGAAGACGAGGCGGGGGAGAAGGAGGGAGAUGGAUAUGCAACAGCAGAGUGCGUUACAGAUGCAGUGGUUGAGGUCGGUGCAGAGGGCGUGGCAGGGGUGGGUGCAGCGAUAGCAUUAGAGAGUGGUGCAAAUGUAUCAAGGCAGGUUGCUGCUGGUAAUGCAGGCAUAAGUGCUCUCACAGGGAUAGCGGCGGGGUAUGGGAGGAAUGGUAGUGGAGGGGUGCGGUGCAGAGGCAGUGGAGGGUGGCAUGUGGACAGCAGCACAAGUUGCUGCAGAGGCAGAAGUAGGUGCUGUGAGAGGAAGAGUGGUGGAGGGUGGUGCAGAGCAGACAAGGGGAGAGAAGGUGGGGAGGGAGCAGGUGGAAGGGCAGGCAGUGGAAGGGCAAGCAAUGGAAGGGCGCAGAGGGAGUGUCAUUCGUGGGUGGCGGAGGAGGGUGCAUGGCAGGCGGUGUGGGAGCCGCUCUCCCACGGCGUGUACUUCUGCAAUGCUGCCGCCGCUGUCACCCAGUGGCACCCGCCAGUCCACGGCGAGGGGAGUGGGCUCACGUGCUGGGUGGGAUGGACGCCUGACCAGGUUGUAACAGAGCAGGCUGUAGCAGGGCAAGCUGUAGCAAGGCAGGCUGUAGCAGGGCAGGCUGUAUCCGCGAAAGCGGAUCAGAUCUUAUUUGAGCCCACUGGAGCAGGGGAGGCUGUAGCAGAGGGGUAUGAGAAGUACUGGCAACAGCGGUACGGUCUGUUCUCACGGUUCGAUGAGGGCGUCCUAUUGGAUGCUGACGCGUGGCCCCUUGUCACUCCUGAGGCCAUCGCCGCCCACCACCCUGCCAUGUGCGCUGCUGCCGUGGGUUAUGGUGGUGCCACGUGUGCAGGGGGUGAUGCUGCCACGUCAGCAGGAGGUGGUGGUCCUGGCGCGCUGGCAGGAGAUGGUGAUGUUACGUAUGCUACAGCCACGUGUGCUGGCCACAAUGCACCAUUAAGCUUUGGGGAAGAGCAGAGUGGGAGUCCAAGUAAAAGGGGGGAAGGUGCGGAGAUGGGCAAGCAGGGCAGGAGGAGAAAAAGGGGGAAGGUGCGGUGA
This is a messenger RNA of Closterium sp. Yama58-4, 1377 nucleotides long. Lineage: Eukaryota; Viridiplantae; Streptophyta; Zygnematophyceae; Desmidiales; Closteriaceae. The record is from the annotation of a GenBank genome assembly.